Molecule: messenger RNA, 765 nt
Organism: Symbiodinium sp. CCMP2592
Lineage: Eukaryota; Dinophyceae; Suessiales; Symbiodiniaceae
Source: the annotation of a GenBank genome assembly
AUGGCUUCCGCUGGGUCGGACAUGCAGUUUCACAUGGUGCAGGUGAGAAAUACGUUUCUGGAAGUGCAGACAUCAGAGGACCUGCGGGCACAGGACGUCGGACCCAAAUCUCUUCGACCACGGCGGAGCAAGAGCUGGAGCGGUUCCUCUUCGUCCAACAGCUGUCACGAAAACAGUUCCGGAGAUGCUGAGAAAGAGCAAUGGUUCUCCGUGACCGUGAGUGGACAGGACUGCGGCCGCAGGGUGCAAGCCACCGCGCACCACUCGGUGUUCGAUGAGACCUCGCCUCAGAAAGUAUCGCGAUUAGGUUUGCCCCAAGCGGUCUUUUUGGAGACAUGGCUCAUCACCAAGCUCGAGACGUGUGCCACCGCCUCCACCUCCACCCAGGGAUGGUGCACAGCUGGUCUAGGACAAGUGACCAAAGGUUUACCGGAGCGGGCGAGUGGAAAUGGACCGAACGUUGCCCUAGCGCUGGCGCACAUCGCACAUCAGAAAGUUUACGAGGAGUACAAGGACAACCCUGAGAAGAAGAAGAAGGCUCUGGAGAAGAUUGCAGGAGCAAGCCCAUAUAUGCGAAGCCUUCUGAAGAGCUUGGGCGAGAAGGAUGAAGAGGAAGUCCUUGCACACCUUGCUAAGGCUGAUGAAGCGCUGCCGGCUCCGAAAGUGCCUGGGUUGCAGCCUGCCGACGAUGUCAAGCCCAGCUCAGCUUCCUCGGAGGAUCCAGCCCUCAAGAAGUCCAAAGGGAAAAUUCUCAUCUCCCUGUAA